AUGAAGGGACAGGGGAAUAAGGUAUCAUUAAAUAUAGAAAAUUUUCCAUAUUACAACAAAGAACACGAAGAGAUGUAUAAAAUGCAGGAAAAUUUUCAUGUUAAAUUUGGUAAUCAUUAUCAGGGUUCUUGUAAAGAUAAACGUAUGUAUGAAUUGAAUAGAAAUAAUGAAUCACAAAAAGAAGAUAUCAUAGAUGGAGAACAGUUGGGAAUGGCAUCACCAUUUAUAGAGAAAGAACAUCUAACCAGCAUUAAUGAUGCACAUUAUGAACCCUAUAGGAAUCACCCAAGUGGAACUAUUUCUCACAAGUGCACCAAAGUUCGUACCCGGGGAGAAGGAGCUGUAAUGAACAAAAUGGAUACAGGUGAUGCAGCCGCUAACCUGAUAUGUUGUAAUUAUUACCAGAUCGAGCACAACCAACCGAAUCAACGGAAUCAACCGAAUCAGCUUUGGGAUAGGACGAAUGGCAACCCGUGUGGAAUUAUGUCUGCAUCUGGGCACCCUCCAUCUGCUGCCAUACCACCAGAUGCCUUCCCCACAGGGUAUGAUACCAGACUUGGAAACAAUGUACACCCUGUUUCUAUGAAUUGUAACUUGAAUAGUAAUUUGAAUAGUAACCCUCCACAUUCUGUGAACUAUCUGCAUGUGUAUGCCAACCCAAACAGGUUUGACAAUCCGCAGGGGUAUAGCACUUCCCAUGAUUAUACCACGUAUCACGAGUAUAGAACCCAUAACGAGUAUAGAAACCCUAACGAGUAUAGAACCCAUAACGAGUAUAGAACCCAUAACGAGUAUAGAACCCCUCACGAGUAUAGAACCCAUAACGAGUAUAGAACCCCUCACGAGUAUAGAACCCAUAACGAGUAUAGAACCACGCACGAAUAUAACGCGCCCCAUCAACACAUUCCUCUUAGUAGUGACCAUCAGAACAUAGACCCUGAAACAAACUGCGCAUUUCGGGUAAACUACACAUAUGGAAAGGAUUUAGAAAAUUAUAACGAUUCGCACAAAAAUAGUUAUGCCAAGUAUGGAAGUAGUGUCACGCACCAAUAUCAGAUGAAGGAAGAAGUAAAUAAGCAAACAUUUCAAUCCAAUCGAAAUAAUACAUUUAAUAGAAAUGGAGGAUUCAAAUAUGCACCUUGUAUUGAUAGGAAUGAUCGAUCAUACACGAUGAAUAUCUAUGAUGAGUAUAAUCAUAAGUUUGAAAAUAAUCAAGUAGAGGAAGAUGAAUUCAAGAAGGAGAAUGAGCAAAGCCAAAGAUAUUACCAUGGCUCUGUUUACAAGACUCAGAAUGUAUUUCCUGUUACUGAAAAUGGAAACCAUCCAUUGAUGAAGGACUCAGAAAGGAGAUUCCUACGGAGGGAGAGUAAUCGAAUGGAUGAUGCCUCGAUCAGCAGUAACCGGCGCGGAAAUAAUGGUAGAACAAACACUAGUAGAAGUAAUAAUUACAGAAGCAAUAAUGGCAGAAGCAAUAAUGGCAGAAACAACAAUAGCAGAAACAACAAUAGCAGAAACAACAAUAGCAGAAACAACAAUAGCAGAAACAACAAUAGCAAAAACAACAAUAGCAGAAACAACAAUAGCAGAAACAACAAUAGCAGAGGUAGUAAUAACAGAAGCAGCAAUCGCGAGCAAGAAAGUAACUACGCGAAGAGGAAGGGACAGGGAGAGGAAGACAACCCUCCCCUGGGGUGCAAGGGAGAAAGGAAAUAUGCUGAAAUAAUGGGAAUAAAAAGAAAAGGAAGAGAAAAGAGGACUAAAAUUUUGCUGACAGAAGAUUGUCUAAAGAGUGCACAAAGCAACAUUCAAAAAUUAUCUAUUUAUAAUUCAAGAAAUGAAAUUUUAAAAAUGAUAAAUGAGAAUGAUGUGACGUUUAUACAUGGUGAAACGGGUUCUGGUAAAUCGACGUGCGUACCCAAAUUUCUUCUAGAAGAAAAUUUAAAAGAAAAAAAAAAUAAAAUAAAUAUCAUUGUUACUGAACCAAGAAGAAUUGCAUGUAUAUCAUUAUCAAAAAUUUUAUCCGAAUUGAUAAAUGAAAAAUUAGGAAAUACAGUUGGGUAUAGAAUAUCUGGAGAAUCUGUUUAUGACAAUGAGAAAACGUUAGUUACUUAUACAACUAUCGGAUUUCUGUUUAAACUGUUUUUACAUCAUAAAAAUAUGUACAGAAAAUUUACUCAUAUCAUUAUAGACGAAAUACAUGACCGGAGCAUACUGCUUGAUAUUGUAUUACUUUUUAUUAAGGUUUACUUGCACAACAAAAGGAAGGAUGAAAAAAUGUUUAAGUUGAUUAUCAUGUCAGCAACUAUGCAAAGCAAUUUAUUUUAUUCUUAUUUUCAGCACCAGUAUAUCAACAUGAGUUCCAUAUUUAUAGGUACAAAAAUCUACAGCAUCGACACCUUUUACAUUGAAGAUAUAAUAAGGUAUGCACGCGAACCCGUUAGCGAUUCAGACAGUUGUAUGAUGAAUUCUGAUUCAGAGAGGGAAGAAGUAGAUGUCCCACAAAACUUAUGUCAUGUGCAAGAGAAAGGAGAUAUAAAGCCACUAGGUGACGCAAGCCAAAUAGAGAGAACCAGCAGAAAUGAAAAAGUAAUCGAAUUCAUUUUACGCAAAAAAAAUUGCAGGAGGUUGAACCUUUCUCAAAAUGCAGAAAAUUUACUGCACAAAAUUAAAAAUGAAUAUGACAAAAAUAUAAAUAUGUUUAACCAUAAAAAUGGAAAUAACCAGGAAAAGAGAAAUAUAAAUGUGGAACAUGUCAUCCCAGCGAAUGUAUUUUCUAACGUAUCCGAGUUGUGCCUUGAGUUAGUGUAUAAUUUAUGUCUACGAGGUGAUAGUGUCUUAAUAUUCCUAUCAGGAAUGCAAGAUAUUACAGACAUGUAUCAUCAGCUAUGUAUAAUAAUAAAUAACAAUUCGUUUAAGUAUAACAUAAAAUUCCAUAUUCACAUAUUGCACAGUUGUUUAUAUGAUAAUACAAUACAUAAAUUACAAGGAAAUGACACAGAUAGCAUUCAUAUUUUUUUAUCUUCAAACAUUGCUGAGAGUUCUAUUACCAUACCAAAUGUACGACUAGUUAUUGAUUUUUGUAUACAAAAAAACAUUGAAUAUAAUUCUAAAAAGAGAGCACAUAUUUUAACAAAAAAAUGGAUUAAUAAAUCUUCCAUGGAACAGAGAAAGGGUAGAUGUGGUAGGACAUGUCAUGGAAUCUGCAUACGGAUGAUAAGUAAGAAUUUUCUUUCCUUUUUGAGGGAUCACAAGGUUAGCGAAAUAUAUACGCAUAGUUUGCACCACUUAUAUUUGUACAUACUGAAGAGUAUGUCCGUGUUGAAUCAGCUCAUAAAUGGGCACAAGUGUGCUGGCACUGGGGAGAUAAUGGAUGGGACGAAGAAUCCGAGCAGUAAGCAAAUCGAUAUGAACAGCAAGCCAAGCGAUAUGAACAGUAAGCAAAUCGAUAUGAACAGUAAGCAAAUCGAUAUGAACAGCAAGCAAAUCGAUAUGAACAGCAAGCAAAUCGAUAUGAACAGCAAGCCAAGCGAUAUGAACGGCAGGCAGAGAAGUCUGAACAUGUACGACGUGCUAAGCAUGAUAAUCGAAGAACCAUCGAAGGAGAAAAUAAAAAAUACAAGGUACGAGCUAGAAAAAAUGAAAGCCAUAAUAAAAGUAAAAGACAAACUUGUUAUCUCAAUAAUUGGGCAGAUAAUGAUUCGAUUCAAUAUGAGCAUUAAUUUAUGCAGAUUGCUACUAUACGGAGUGGCAAUGAAUUUAACAUUUGACACUAUAAUUAUAAUUGCCAUUUUGGAUACAAAUGAUAUAUUUCCAACAUUUAAUAUGUACACGUCCAAGAAUAUAUACGCUUAUGGAGUGGGUUUGGAAGUAUCCUUAAAACAAAAAAAUUAUUUCGAUGGAAAAACAUAUUCAGAACCUAUAAUGCUAAGGAAUGUUUUUAUCGAAUGGUUGUGUGUUUUCUCCUUGUACAUUCAAGAUUUAAAGAAUGAAAAUAGAUUUGAUAGAUCAAAUAUAAAAAGUUAUUACAUUAAUACAUGUACAAUUAUGAACAAAAGGAAUCAUAUCAAUGCAAAGAAGUUAUUAUGUGUUAUAAGCAGUGUACAAAAUUUGUGUAGACGUUUAUUAAAAAUUUUAGACAAAAACAGUAAUGCUUAUAGAUCAGUUGUUUACUUAUUAAAUUUAUUAAUUGGACAGGUACCACCAGUUACUGUAGUAGACAAUCGAUUAAAUUGUCAUUAUGAUGAUAGUUCGUUUGAAUCAUUGAAUGCCGAAAAUGUUUUUCGUAUAGUUACAAAAUAUUCAUAUUAUGACUCAUCAAAUGAAAAUCUAUAUUUAAAGUUUUUAUUUUCUCUUGCUUUUACCCCAUUGUUCAUCCAUGGUUCUCCAAAUUUACCUAUUCAAAAUUCGAAUGAAAAAAAAAACAAAGGGAAAAAAUUGUUAGGCUUAUUAAAUUUUAUGACGUCGCAAAAAUUAAAUUUAAAAAAUUGCAUAUACCUCAGAGGAGGAGGGGGAGGAUCUUACAUGCACGAUAUGAACAUUUUGAGGAAAUCUCUUUUUAUUAUGUGCCCAUACUUAUCGUUUGAUUUAUUCUACAUGAAAAAUUUUUACAUUGUCCAUUUUGAUGAUAAGAAAGGAAUAAACAAAUAUUUCAAUGAUCACUAUACAGGCCAACAUGGCCACCAUGCAAGCCAACUAACCGCAUUCCAUAGCUCAGAAAAUUUAGCAGAAUUAAAUCAGAGAGAUAAUAUUCCAAAUAGACAAUAUUCAAUAUACGGAGGAAAACAUUCAAAUGAAAUUUUCUGCAAUAUAAGAGGUGUGGGGUACUUCCCCACUAGAGAUAACGGCAGCAGGUUCAGCCUCAGCAACAACUUAUUCAUAGGAACAGAAUUAAGCAAAGUUUUUUUCAACCCAUCUAAUAUAAAAUUCUAUCAUGAGCUAAUUGAACAAAUAAAAAAAGAAUUACUAUGCAUGUAUAACAAUGAUGCAGAAAAAAACAUUUUUUUUAAUUUUCAGGAAAAUAUUUUUAAUCUCAUACACCCAGUACAAGCAAUAGUACCUGUGCAGGUAAAUCAAAAGGAUGAAAUUAACAAUGCUUCCCUAUGUACCAACAUUAUAAAUAUGUUUUCUAGCGGAAGAAUGUCCUUUAACAUUCCUCUGUGGAAAUCGUCAUACCCGGGAAAUUCGAAUCACCACAACCACCAUCACUACAAUCAGAAUCGACCAAAUGCCGGUCGUGUAAGUAACUAUUUCAAUCAUCAGUACGAGAUGAAGAAGCCAAAGAAUCUAUUCCUAGUUAAGUGGACUUUGCUUAACACGGACAAUUAUAAAAUCAGCAAAAAGGAGAGGGAAAAAAGAGCUCAAGAGGUUGGCAGAGAGGUUGGCAGAGAGGCUGGUGGUGAAAUGGAUGCCGAUUGGAAAAAGGAAGAAGAAGUGAGUCAGAGAAGAACAGAAGACAUAGAUAUCCACAAUUCCAGCUCUGAUUGCACUGUUUUUAAUAACAAAGAAAAACAAAAAAAAAUGAAAUGUAACUUGAGCUUCAAGUCAGUCCUUGGAUUCCUUUCUCUUUGUCCAUUUUAUUAUGAUAUAGAAAAAAGGAUUUACAGAAAACAAACGCAAGACAUUUUUGCUGUAUGCUCAAGCAUUGAUUAUAGUUGCACUAAUGACACAUACACAUGGGUAAACUAUUGCACUGUUAUCCCGAAUGAAUAUUUCCUAAGUUUUUUUUUAGCCUCCCUGCCUGACCAUGACAACGUCAUUUUGAACACGAGAUCAAAUUUAAAGGGAGUAGACAUAUUGUCUGUAAAGAUAUUUGAUUCGAAAGAAAUAGUUAUUCAGGAUGUAAAGAGGAAAAAGUUGAAGGGGAUGGUAGGUGCCUCUACUUCUUCUACAUCGGUUGGUGGUGCUCCUCCUGUUGAUGGUUUUCCUAUUGACAAUCCGCUACAUAUACAAAGCCACAUGCAACUUUUAAGGAAUCAUGAUCAGUUAUCUCAAAAUGUACCCAAAAGAGUAGAAGUAGAAGGAGAAUCUUGCCAGGACGAGAAUCACCCACCAUUAUCUGUCAACGUGUACGAUUUGUUAAGAAUCAAUUAUGUGCGCUAUUGUUUGUCGAAAUAUUUAUUUUUAUUAACCAUGGCCUAUAACCACAAGGACGAACAAGCACGGGAGGUAGAGUUCAAUGAGAAUUCGAUGGAUGAUAAGAAUUCGAUGGAUGAUAAGAAUUCGAUGGAUGAUAAGAAUUCGAUGAAUGAUAAGAAUUCGAUGAAUGAUAAGAAUUCUUGUACUACUACACCCAUAAUAAAGAAAAUAAGAGAUUCAUCAAAAGAACGAUUGUCAUUAUUUCAAGGUGAUAAUACACCAUCACAAGUGUCAGGACCAACAUUGGAAUCAUUAGCAUUUGUAAAGGAAUCAUAUUUGAAUCAAACCAAGGACGCUUCUCUAAGUGGAAGAGAUGGAGAUAUCACGAAUCAUAUAAUAGUAACCAAAGUGAGUAGGGAAGAGAGCAAAGAAGUAGUAGUUAAAGAAGAGGAAGAAAAUAUUGAAAAAGGAAUAAAUUAUAAAACCAAUGAUAAUGAAAGACAAAAAAGUACAUACCCAGCAGAGCAAGGAAAUGAAUACUUUAGUGAAGAUGACGCAAUGAGUGAUGUGGAAGAAAAUCAUUUAUUAAAGGAAAAUUUAUAUAUUAGUAAAGUUAUUCAAAAUUUAAUAAACGAAAAUAAUAACGAUAGAAUAAAUUAUGAUAUUUAUACCAUGGAUGAUAAGGAGACAAUGUAUAACGGAAAAGAAAACAAAGGAGGAAAUGAUUUUAAUCUAAAUAUUCUACAUGCAAAUGAAGAUUUAAUAAAUUUAAAUGAAACAUGGAAUGAUUACAAAGGCACUCAUAUAUUAAAGACAUAUGAUCACUUGUAUAAUUAUUUAAUCAAUCCAAAUAAAGUAUCAUUUGUUAUUAAACCGAUCAAGGAGAAGUCCCUAACAAGCAUCUCUGCAGUGAAAAAAUGUUAUUUAAAUAAUAAUUUUUCCGUACAAAUUUGUCAAUCGAUUAAUGCCUAUGGGAAUAGCAAAUCUGAAGAUUUUCUCUUUUUCAAGCCAAUCAACUUGAACCCCAUUGAAGACUUGAAUUAUCAUCUUAGAUCCAUGUACUAUGAUGAAUGCUUUCCUGGGAAUCACGACAAUAUAUAG
This is a messenger RNA of Plasmodium gonderi, 7176 nucleotides long. Its product is annotated as DEAD box helicase. NCBI's taxonomy places the organism in Eukaryota, Apicomplexa, Aconoidasida, Haemosporida, Plasmodiidae. Bases 1 to 7176 code for a protein of 2391 amino acids. Gene Ontology annotation, molecular function: ATP binding; RNA binding. The transcript has a single exon. Gene Ontology annotation, cellular component: nucleus; intracellular anatomical structure. The record is from RefSeq and is a predicted model, not a curated record.